UCUCCGUUUGGGUGGGUGGCCGAAGCAGGCCUGGUGUUCCCGUGGGCUUCUGUCUCCUCCUCCCCUCAGGAGCGCGGCGGUGCUGCUCUGCGUGGAUCCGGGCACGUCUCAGCAGAACGCGUGCGUCCUCCGGGCUCGGUGAAUGCCUGGUGACCCCCGUGCUUCACGCAGCACGGAGCCAGGAGAGCCUUUGUCAGAGAAGCCUGGAAGAUGUAAGCCCAGGAGAGAAACCUGGAGGAUGUGAGGCCAGGAGAGAAACCUGAAGGAUGUAAGCCAAGAGAGAAGCCUGAAGGAUGUGAGCCCAGGAGAGAAGCCUGAAGGAUGUAAGCCAGGAGAGAAGCCUGAAGAACACAGACUGAAGAACAGGCCUUGCAUGGUCACUCCAGAGUUAGCGACAGCUCGUUGCCAUAAACAUUUCCUAUGCAAACAGAAUCACAGCAUGGCUUGGGUUGGAAGGGACCCCAAGGAUCAUCAAGGUCCAACCCCCCUGUCAUAGGUGGGGUCGGCAGCUGCUAGAUCAACAAACAUGGACAUGGUAUGGGCUGCUAAAUCAGCAAGGACAGUCGUCAUCUCUGGUGUUCCAGAUGGUGUUCUGGACAAUGAUGUCAUGAGUGACAUACUGGUGAUUCAUUUCCAAAAGACAAAGAAUAAUGGUGGAGAUGUGGAAGAAGUGAAGUAUCCAACAACGGAAAAAGGAGUUGCAUAUGUAACUUUUGAAGAUCAAGAAGUUGCAGAGAGUGUUCUACAGAAGAGUGAGCAUCAACUAGAAGACAGGAGGCUGCCCAGAUACUAUCCUUUGAAAGUAACCCCUUACUGUGAAAAUGUCUUCAGCUCUGUCACAUCUGUUCUCGAUAUGUCCGUUUUCAAAGAUAAAUUUGUUUUAGAAGAUCUAAUACAAGAACUUAAAAAGAAGAGCACAGCUUUGAGCUUUGGUCCUUUGCAAUCCAGCGGGCGUAUUUCUGUUCAAGGGUCAUUUCCAGCAAUCAGAUUGCUAAGAGAUUUUCUGUUACUAAAAGCAAAAUCCCUCUCAGAGGACAAAAAUGAAGAGGGUAAGUCCCAUCAGACACCAAAGAAGAGGCAGCAGAAACACAGACUCACCAGAGGGACGAAUAACUUUGUUCAUGGUGCAGAAGGGGAAAAGCAAGUGGUGGUUCUUGACACAGAUAUAUAUCACUAUAUGAAGCACUUCUUUUCCAAGGAGCUCCUCGCAAAUACCGAUGUUGUAAUUUCUGACAUCAUUGAUGGUGAUAUAACUACACUACAUCUUCAGAAAGUCAGAAGCAGGCCUGAUGCUGGACAAGUAUUAAAAGUCAAGGAGAAAAUUGAAAAUCAGUCUAUAAAACUUCAUAACAGCUUACGUAAAGAAAGGAUUUACCUUGAGGGGAGCACCAGAGAUAAGAAGAAAUACAGAUUGGUGUGUGAAAGUGUAAAAUCCCGCUACCCUAAUGUUUUGGUUAUUCCUUAUGAUACUCAUAUUGAUGUGAUAGGAAGUUCUUCUGCGGUUUUUGAAUUUACACAAGAAGCAAAAAAAAAGAUUGAGAGCCUGUUUCAAAACAGGUAGGAAGAUAGCAUGCAUGCUUUUUACACAUUGUGCUUCUAGUAAACUGUUCUGGCGCAACCUGUGUCCUUCUGUGUCACUUCAGAUCUGCCUCAUUUCUCCUACACACGGUCUGGGAAGUCUGCACAAGAGGAUGAAAAAGCCCAUUCCUCCUCAGAUACCAAAUUAAGUUCAGGCCUAGAAACAAAUGAUCUUUGUAUCUCUGGUGAGCUUGGUGGAAGAAAUGAAGCCUCUUCUGUCCAGAUAGAGACACAUUUUUCCUUUCACUUGCUGCAUUCUGGCCACAUGCACUCUGUCUUGCUGUCAGGGAGUUUAUGGUGGGAAAAGAAGAAUUUUUAAAGAUUUUUCAUAAGAAAUUCUAACUGUAAAGCUGGGUGAACCAACCUGGUAUGAAAUCCUGCGCAGAAGUUCACCUGUGUUUCUUUGUGGAAGGAGAUGAGCACUGAAGGCAGGACUGGUGGCUUGCUGCUGUUGCCUUUAUCUGCAGAAGAGAGUUCUCACUGAGAUGCACAAAGAAGGCAGAGCUUUAGUAGCUGAGAAGACGGAAUGCUUGUUAAAUCUGUAGGCUUGUUGUGUCCUGAAAAAGACCUUACAUGCUGGCACUUGGAGUUCCUGAGAGAAGAAGCUAACUGAGUUUGUCUUUAUAGGAGUGAUAGCAGUCUUUUUUUUUUCCAGCAGUAACAGCAGCUGCAGCGUCCCUUGACAGCAUGUUAUUUAGACAUGAAAGUACAUCUCUAAUUUUGAUGUAAAAAUCUUGGGACAUUUAGACUUUUGAAUCAGAUUCUGUUUAUACAGUUCUUAGGCCCAAUGUGGGAAUAGAGUAGUUUUUCUGAUCCAAGUCGUCUCAUGGUGUAGAUACACCAGAUAGGAGCAGUCUUUUGUUCUGUGCAGAACUGAUUAGUUAAUGCAAUAACUAGUUUCUGUAACUGAGAACAGGAACGCCCUUACAUCCUAUUAAUACUUCCCAGUUGUGUUUUCCAGACCAUGACAGAGGUUCAUACAGUGGAGGUUUCUGCCACCUGUAAGGACGGGAUGGUCUGGUGAAGACUUAGGCAAUGUUACUUACUUUCUAGAUCGAAUGCCUUAGAACCCUGAGUAUCCCUUUUGUUAGCAUCUGUACAGAUGCACUGAGUCCGUCAGUUUUUGAUAGGUCUAGAUAUGCAUCUAGUUUUAAAAAACAUCCUUAAUUAUACUGUUUAGACUUACCUGCUUAUGUCUGCCAUGCCCUUUGCUUUCAUUUCUAGGGCUGAAUGCCUGGAGUUAAAACUGAGUGCUCGCUACAGGCUUCCAUCUCAUUCACGAGUUAAAACUGAGCGCUCGCUAUAAAAUUUCAGCCUCAUUCACUGAAAUUGGGAAUCAAGGCAGUCCACAGGCAUGUGACAGUGUAGAGUGUGUAUUUUUGAAGUUAAACCUUUUCCAUGGAGGUCCAUGAUAGGAGUCCAAACGUGCAUCCUUUUGUGAUCUAUUUAUAAAACCAAAUGGAAAGCGUGUUUUGUGAUUUCGGGAUGUUCAGAAAUACUUUGCUAAGACUUACAGACCAUUAGUUCUUUUACAUGCAAAGUCCUGUGAAAUGGAAUUUACGCUCCCAUUAAAGAAGCAAAUUACUCAAAA
Messenger RNA from Numida meleagris (helmeted guineafowl), 3169 nucleotides. RefSeq names its product RNA binding motif protein 43 (gene RBM43). Bases 527 to 1561 code for a protein of 344 amino acids. Gene Ontology annotation, molecular function: RNA binding. Lineage: Eukaryota; Metazoa; Chordata; Aves; Galliformes; Numididae. The record is from RefSeq and is a predicted model, not a curated record. The transcript has 4 exons.